Molecule: messenger RNA, 1119 nt
Organism: Colletotrichum godetiae
Lineage: Eukaryota; Fungi; Ascomycota; Sordariomycetes; Glomerellales; Glomerellaceae
Product: pectinesterase
Exons: 1
Coding region: 34-1080 (348 amino acids)
Biological process (GO): cell wall modification; pectin catabolic process
Molecular function (GO): pectinesterase activity
Source: RefSeq, a predicted model, not a curated record
CUGUCUUUACCUUCUUCUAUACACUCUUUCAUCAUGGUUGCGUUUCUCCAACUUCUUACAUUCGCCGUAGCGGUCGCCGCAGCUCCGGCUGAAGUUUCCCUCGACGUCGGUCUCGGCGGCAAGAACUGCGAUGGCAAGUUCGCUAGAACUCGCCCUUCUUCCAAGUCGCUGGUCGUCGAUGCUUCCGGCAAGCAACCCAACAGCUACCCCACGCUCAACGGCGCCGUCGCCGCCCUGAAGAACGUUACCGACGAGCAGAGCAUCUUCAUCAUGCCCGGCACCUACACUGAGCAGGUCCGCAUCCCCAACUACCUCGGCAACCUCGUCAUCCAGGGAUACACCUGCGACGCGCGCGACUACGCAGACAACCAGGCCACACUCACCAACAACCUCUCCCGCACCAUGGCCAACCUCACCAGCAACGACCAAACCGCCACCCUCCGCCUCUGGGGAGACAACAUCAAGAUCUACAACCUUAAUAUCGCAAACACCUUUGGCCAGGCCGACAAGAACGGCAUGGCCCUGGCAGUCAGUGCGCAGAAGACCAACCUCGGCUUCUACGCCUGCAAGAUCACUGGAUAUCAAGACACCGUCUACGCCAACGAGGGAAGACAGAUCUAUGCUAAGACCCUGAUCAACGGCGCCGUCGACUUCAUCUUUGGCCUGCGUGCCGCUGCCUGGUUCGAGAAGUGCGACAUCCAGACCAUCGGAAAGGGCUACAUCACCGCCAAUGGUCGCGACGCCGCCAACAACACCUCCUUCUACGUCUUCAACAAGGCCAACAUCACCGGCACCAGCGGAACGGCCUCGGUCACCCUCGGUCGUCCUUGGAGACCGUUCUCCCGUGUGGUGUUCCAGAACAGCGAGAUGAGCGAUGUUGUUGCGCCCGCUGGCUGGUCUAUCUGGGAUAAGACGCAGAGCACGGCCGAUGUCUACUACCGGGAGUUCCAGAACACGGGUCCCGGCGCAGCGGGUGUUAGAGCCAACUUCAGCUCCACGCUUACCAAGGCUGUUCAGGAUGUCGAACUUCUUGGCGAGGGAUUCAAGAAGGAGUGGUGGGUUGAUGCUUCGUACUUGUAAGCAGGGGGUCCGGUUUUUUUCUUUUUUUUUUUAAUUAGC